Messenger RNA from Schistosoma turkestanicum, 5341 nucleotides. Lineage: Eukaryota; Metazoa; Platyhelminthes; Trematoda; Strigeidida; Schistosomatidae. The record is from the annotation of a GenBank genome assembly.
CGGGGCAGUGGUGGUGCCUUACCUGCGUUCCGUUACAGGGCAUCAGUUAUUCAGUUACAAAACGUCUCUUAGGCAUAAUAAAUAUUUAUUCGAUCAACUCCAAAGCUAUCAAAGAUUACUAUCCACUUUAGUACCCAGAAGUAAUACUGAGAAAUGUGACCUUGUGAAAUACCAACCUGAUGUUAUGAGAAUCAAACAAUUUUUGAAGAAUUACAAAUUAAAGGCUGUUACGUACAAAUCGGAGAAACUUGAAAGAGUAUUACUUGAUAUCUGGGAUAAGAUCCUUAAGACUAGUGAUAUCAACUUAGUAGAAGACUAUAUGGAAAUGAGAAUCAAUUUAGGAAUGGUUUUUAAUCCAGAUGAUGUCUCAGCAUGCCUGAAGGAGGCAAGUAUUAAUCCUACGCAGCGAACUUUUGCAUGUUUUAUUCGUCAAAGUUGUGUUGCUGGCGAUAUUGAGAAGGCAAAUUUAUAUUUACGCUUGUUAAAAGAGUCUGGAGCCAAUCCUAACAUGCAUACUUUUUCUUAUCUUCUACAUGGUUAUAUUAAAGCUGGUUUACCCGAUGAAAUGACUUCUUUGCAACAAAAAUUGUCAGAUAUCGGUUUAUGGCCAUCAAGAAUUGGAUAUGAAGCUAUUUUAUCUGCAUAUGCUGAUCUUGGGGAUGAAAGCAGUUUGAUGAAAACACUUAAUGAGGCUCUUACUGUUCUCCAACCAAUAAAAAUAAACAAUGCAGAACAACCUGAUUCUUUUGUAUUUUCAACCUCAUUUAUCUUGGAUAUUUACACGAAGCUUAUUUGUUCAAAAAAUAACCCUGAUGCAACAUGUUGCGAAUUAUUAACCAGAACACCUUUGUCGCUUAACUCAAAUAAUUCUGCAUUAAAUACAGUGAAAAUUCUAUUAGCUCGUGGAUAUACUGCAGCUGCUUUAGAAAUUUUCAAGAUGAUCCAUUUGAAUCAAACAACUACUGCUACUGACACGUAUUUACGUUCAUUACUUCGUUUUGCUAUUCUUGGUGGUUUGAAAGAAGAAGAAUUACAACCUUUUUGGAAACUGGCGGCUAGAGAUGAUUCACAGCUUCAAAUGCUGGUCGAUGAAACAAAAUCGUUUUAUAAACAAUGCGCUACCCAGCAAUCUGAAAAUCGUAAUCAAGACGUAAUCAAGAAUCCAGAAGAUACAACAUCUCCAAAGAAUCCAUCCUUUCUUGAACUCAAAUUAUCUCUUGAUAAUGUUGUCAAUCCUGUGGUGUAUGCUUGUCAAUUAUUUCGUGAAACUAGGCAUUUCAAAGUAUCGUUCCAAGUUAAAGAUAUUGAACAGAUUUUCUGGAAGAGUGUUGAAAAUCAAUCGUCUAACGAGAUUGCUACCUCAAUCAAAUCGCUUACUGGUCUGUUCAUAUUGACAAAAGAUUAUGAUGGUCUCAGGAAUUUCCUUCAUCGUAUUGUAUCUGAUAUACCGGCACAUACAGAACAUUUUUUCAGUCGAAAAUCGAUUACAGCAUUAUUAACUGAACAUACUCAAGAGAAUUGGGAUUUACUUGUAUCUAUUUUGAAGUCUAAAAGUUUAUGCGAUAAAGUUGCAUGUACUUGUAUUCGUCAAAUGCUGCUUCUACGUUCUUCUUAUCCAGAACUCAAUGAUCAUCCUGUUCAACCUUCAUGGGCAUCAGAAUCUAAAAGUUUAUGCGAUAAAGUUGCAUGUACUUGUAUUCGUCAAAUGCUGCUUCUACGUUCUUCUUAUCCAGAACUCAAUGAUCAUCCUGUUCAACCUUCAUGGGCAUCAGAAAUAUUAUUUCAUCGUAUCCAAAAUGAUGAUUAUGCACUGGCAUUUACUAGACUACAUUAUAUUAUCAAAUCAUAUUGUCGACGCGGUUCAUUCGAUAUUAUUGAUGCAUUAAAACAAAAAGCUUUAGAAAAUUGUGUUUUAUUAUCACCAAAAACAUUGGCAACAAUUAUUUGUACACCUUAUUUUAUCCAGCGUAAUUUAUCUAAUUAUAAUGAUUUAAUAUUUGAUUGUCAUGAAUGCAUUCAUCAUGAUCCAGUGAAUUUAAAUCAAACUACUAAUCAUUCUAAUACUGCUGCUGAUGUAGUUAAAAAUUCAUUGAAACACUUUGAUUCACUAAUUCAAAUCUCAUCCAAUGGAAUAAAUAGCCAUGAAAUAAUUGAUCGCACGGUCAAUUGGUUAGUUGAGCAUAUUCCAUGCGAUUUAUUUGCCGCAUCGCCAGCAUCAUCGGCAUCGUCAGCAUCUUCAUCAUCGCCAUCAACGAGUGUUGUUAUCCCAACAUGGUUAAUUCUAUGUCAAAGAUUAUUACAAACAAAUUCAUUAUUUAACGAAUCAAUGUAUUGGACACAAUUAGCAUUGAAAUGGUUUGAACAAGUCGAUGAUAAUCAUGUGAAGUAUUUGGAUUGUUUUAAAAAUUGGUACAAUUAUGCACCGAAUAAGAAUACUUCUGUCGCUUUAUUAAUAGCUGGUCUUUUACAUGUUAAAUCUCGAGAAUGGGCUUUAUCAGUGUUAUCAUCAGAGAAUAAUGAUAUUAUAUACGAUAUUAUUGUAUCCGAUUCAAUUAAUCAACUUACGGAUGAACAUCAACAUUGUUUCGCUGAAAUCAUGUCACAAUUUGGUAAAACAAAUACAUUAGCUAUUGCACGUCAAUUACAUAGAAAUGGUUUUGAUGCGCCUACUUUACAAUAUAUUAUUAACAAAUUACCUGCCGCUGAAUGUAUGAAUGAACUUGCUCAAUUGUGUAUAACAAAGUCUAGUUGGCUUAUUCCAAUGUCAAAUUUCAUAUCAGAACAUUAUCCUGAUGAAAAGUUAACGUUCUUUAGAAAUCUACUAACCUUAUUGAGAACAAAAUCUAUUGAUCGUGAAAAUUUGAAUUUUAUUGCUGGUUUUAUCAAAGAUUCAAUCAAUCUAUCAGAGUUAGAACCAACAAAUGAAUGGUUUUUACGUAUUGUUUUAAAACCAACUGAUUCGUCUCAAAAAAUAUCAUUGAUUGAAUGGAACUAUGUUUUAUCCCGUGCUGGAUUAAUUUCAAGUGAAAAUGCGCAUGCUUUGGGCUCAGCAAUUUAUCAUCAAAACUAUAAAACACUUAUUGGUUUAUUGAAAAAUCUGGAUGAAACGACACUGGAGAAUAUCGUACCAUUAGCAGUAUAUUUCUUAGCGCUUAAAAAGGGCGCUUCCGAAAUUUCUAGACUACUUUUCUGUAUUACUGAAAAUCGUUUAAAGAAAUUAUUACCUAUAGUUUGUAAAUAUUCUCAACCAUUAAUGUUACAUAAACUGCAAUACUGCUUUCUUGCAUUAGAUCGAUAUCAUGAUGGUCUUCCAUUAGAUUGGUUAUCAUUGACUGGUUUGAAAUUUUUCGAUUUACAACCAACAGAAAUGAAACAAAAAGAACAGGAGCAAACGAAUUCAACACACCAUUAUUUGAGUUUGUUACCUAGUACAUCUAUGGCUGAUAUAUCUCAAUCCCUUGUUAAUUUAGAAAGCAGUCAUAAACCUUUGGGAUAUAUCUUAGCAUCCAUAGGACGAUCAUCGGAUUCACAAAAGAAAUUAUCACUAUUAUAUCAGCUUGUUAAUCUUGGCGCUGAUUCUCUAAUCAGAACUAUUCUUCGUUAUUCAUCAAAACAAGAAUACAAUACAUUCUAUCCGUUAUCAUUAUUUGCAUUUAUAAUACGGACUUUUUCAAAUCCUGAAUUAACUGAUAUACAGAAUACGGAAAAAAUAAAUCAAACUAUUGAAACGUUAACAAAUUUAUCAUCGAAUGAAUUAAUGGCUGUUAUAUGUCAUCCAUAUAUGGAUGAUACAUUGUUUCGAUGUUGGCCUACUAAACAUAUAACAAAUUUUGUACUUGUUAUAUUAAUUACUUUGGCAUUAUUGUCCUUAUGCGUAUUGCAUCCAUUUAUAUGGCUAUUAAUCAAUCGGCAAACACGUCUAACACCAGGAACUACUGUGUAUACCGAAUGGAAAGAACCUUCAGUACCGAUUUUUAUGCAAUUUUAUUUUUUCAAUUUAACUAAUCCAAUUGAAUUUCAAGCUGGUGCAAAACCUCAUGUUCAACAAUUAGGACCAUAUACAUAUCAUGAAAAACGUGUGAAAACACUUGAUCUUUCUAAAAAUACUAAUGGAACUAUUAAUUAUAAAGAAAUGAAAUGGUAUUAUUUUGAUCAGAAUUUAUCGAAUGGUACAGAAAAUGAUUCAAUCAUAAAUGUAAAUCUUGCUUUUAUAUCAGUUGCUGAAAAAUUGCAUUCUAUGCCAUGGAUUAUAGUGAAAGUAAUUGAAUGGAUUGAAAAACGUUUUCAUGAAUAUUUAUUUAGACCAAAAACUGUCAAUGAAUUAUUAUGGGGUUAUGAAGAUGAAUUAUUAACAUAUUUAUCAAGUCUUGGUAUUCAAAUUUCAACAAAAAUUGGUUUUUUCAUUCAUAAAAAUAAUACACUGAGUGAGAAUAUCACCAUUGAUGAUGGUGUUCAGCAUAACAGAGCAAUUGGUCAAAUUUUGAAAUAUGCUGGAAAUGAAACAUUAUCAUAUUGGACAACUGAAACAGCCAAUAUGAUUAAUGGUACUGAUGGUACAUUAUUUCAUCCAUUUAUCACUAAAAAUGAUACACCGUAUAUUUUCGCUUCGGAUAUUUGUCGUUCAUUACAAUUUACUUUUGAUUCAAUUGUUGAGUUUAAUGAAUUACCAACUUAUAAAUUUAUUCCACAAUCUGAUAUAUUUAAAUCAUCGAAAUAUUAUGAAAAAAAUAAAGGAUUUUGUUUAAAUUGGCCAAAUUGUUUUGAAGAUGGUGUGCUGGACAUGUCAUCUUGUCAACCUGGUGCACCGAUUGCUGUAUCACAACCACAUUUUUUAAAUGCUAAUAAAACAUAUCAAAAUGCUAUUGAAGGAUUGUAUCCAACGGAUGAAUUCAACACAGUGAUCUAUUUAGAACCAAACACUGGAAGUAUCAUUAAAGCGGAGAAAAAACUUCAAAUUAAUAUUUUAGUAAAAAAUAAUCCCAAUUUUAAACAACUUAAAAAUAUCUCAACUACACUUUUACCAAUUAUGUUUAUUAAUGAAUCGGUUCAAUUGAAUGAAACAUUGAUUGAUCAAUUGGUGAAUGCAUUAAUUCAAGGACCAUUUAUUGCAAAAACCAUUUUAAUUUGUUUUAUUUCAUUGACACUAAUUAUUCUAUGUUCAAUUAUUUCGGUACAUUUUUAUCAUAAUCAAAGAAUUUCCACUUCUUCUUAUACACCAUUUGUCAAUGAUAAUCAACAAUCUGAUGAACACAUUGAUGCUCCUUAUCAAACUAUUGAACAUAUUGAAUCAGAGGAACAAACAACACCGAAUGUAGAUUAUCAACAAAACCCGAUAGUUUGA